Aspergillus mulundensis is the source of this 543-nucleotide messenger RNA. RefSeq lists its product as uncharacterized. The record is from RefSeq and is a predicted model, not a curated record. Bases 1 to 543 code for a protein of 180 amino acids. The transcript has a single exon. NCBI's taxonomy places the organism in Eukaryota, Fungi, Ascomycota, Eurotiomycetes, Eurotiales, Aspergillaceae.
AUGAAUUUCACCGCGCCCAUUUUCCAACCCAUCCAGUUCGUCCCCGCUAGCAAAAAGCCGGAGAUCCUUGAACUCCCCGUGCUACAUAUUUCCGCUGUCGCCCAUGCCCGCCUCGAAUCAGGCGGCAAUCACUGGACCUUUUACAUGACCGUCAGCUCAACAGAAUCCAUCCAGGUCGACAUGACGCCCUCGUAUACCGUGCCCAGUACCAUAACUAGCGGUGGCUCGAAAGGAAACCUCGUCGUCAGCCAACUCACCUACAAAUUCUCGCCAGAUUCCACAAAGAUCGUGCGUCUUGAUGUGCGCGAUGGGUUGACAGUAAAGCAUUUUGUGGAACUACUUGAAAGCGAGAAGCGGCAUCUUUUCGAAUUCAACGAGCUUGGACAGGGAUGUCGGUUUUGGGUCGAUGAUCAACUCACCCUGUUCUCGGAGAAGGGUCUCUUAACCAACCAGAACCAGGUGGAGGAAGCGAGGGCAUCGAUCUUGACGCAGUAUCCGGACGAGAAGCAGUAUCCGCUUGUUGUUGGUUCUUAUUACGGCUGA